Molecule: messenger RNA, 1231 nt
Organism: Colius striatus (speckled mousebird)
Lineage: Eukaryota; Metazoa; Chordata; Aves; Coliiformes; Coliidae
Gene: MVB12B
Product: multivesicular body subunit 12B
Exons: 11
Coding region: 274-1143 (289 amino acids)
Biological process (GO): virus maturation; viral budding; regulation of epidermal growth factor receptor signaling pathway
Cellular component (GO): ESCRT I complex; late endosome
Source: RefSeq, a predicted model, not a curated record
AGCUGCGCGAACGGCUGCGGCCACCAGCCGUGGGGCUGAGCCCGGUGACCUUAACCUGCUCAGGAUUUUACUGCGAAUUUUAUUAGUGACUGAUUGGAGAGAAUAACAGAAAGGCCUGUGCUUCACGUGCGCGUUUGCCGCAGGGCCCGGACUUGCUCUUUUUUAUUGCCUGCAGCACGAUGUUUGUUCAGACUGGGCAUUGUGAAGUGUAAACCCAGGUCCCACUGGCACCAGCACUCACCUCUGCCUUUUCUAGAAGCAGAUCAGUCCAUAAUGCCUGAAGUGCGAGACCUCUCUGAUGCCUUGCCCGACUUGCCAAUGGAUCCCAUCACAGGUGUUGGUGUGGUUGCAUCCCGGAACCGAGCACCGACAGGUUAUGAUGUAGUUGCACAAACAGCAGAUGGCUUGGAUGCUGACCUCUGGAAAGAUGGCUUGUUUAAAUCCAAGGUCACACGAUACCUGUGCUUCACGAGAUCGUUUUCAAAAGAAAAUAGUCAUUUAGGCAACGUCUUGGUUGAUAUGAAGCUCAUUGAUAUCAAAGACACUUUACCUGUGGGCUUCAUCCCCAUCCAGGAGACCAUUGAUACACAAGAAAUAGCUUUCAGAAAGAAGAGACUGUGCAUUAAAUUCAUCCCUCGAGAUUCUACAGAGGCAGCGAUCUGUGAUAUCCGAAUCCUGGGUAGAUCUAAACAAGCCCCUCCUCAGUACACGUUCAUAGGAGAGUUGAACAACAUGGGCAUUUGGUACCGGAUGGGCAGAGUUCCACGCAACCAUGAAUCUUCACAGCCCGUGACUCCUCCUUCCCAAGUCCCAUCUUCGACACCAGCUCCUAACCUGCCAAGGCACAUCUCGCUGACCCUCCCUGCCAGUUUUCGAGGGAAAAGCCACAGCACUCGCCUGGACCUGGAGCACCAGCACUCGAACCUCUAUGCCAUCUCAGCAAUGGAUGGAGUGCCUUUUAUGAUUUCAGAGAAGUUUGCCUGUGCUCCUGAAGGGAUGCAGCCUGUUGAUCUCUUGGGCAUCACAAUCAAAACCCUUGCAGAAAUCGAAAAGGAGUACGAGUACAGCUUCCGGACGGAGCAGAGCGCGGCAGCCCGCCUGCCGCCCAGCCCCACGCGCUGCCCGCCCGGCCCCCCGUGCUGAGGCCCCGGCGCUGGAGCAGCGUGUGCGUGCGUACUACUGAGCGGGACGCGGUGCCGGGGCCGUCCCGGCAGAGCUCGGCCGUCGCCAC